UACAUUCCUCUUCCAAUAAUGUUGCAUUCUAUUUACAAAAAUACACAACAUCUUAUUGUAAAGAUUGUCAUAUAACAAAGCCUUUUAAAAUAAAAAUCACGUGUUUUUAUUAUUUUUAUAAUUAAAAAAAUCAUUAAAAAUUAAACAAUACAUUCUAACAAAAUUUAUUUUUACAAUCCUUUUUUACAUGCAAAUAUGACAAUUGAUAUUGGGUUUACAAAAAAGAAGAAAAUUGUAUGCAGUUUCCAAUAUCAAAUGUUACCUCAAACAUAACAUCACAUAAAUUUUACUAAUAUAAACUUUAAAGGCUCAAUCCUGUUCAUAGCAGAAUGCAUCAAAGUGAAGAUUCAUGUUCCAAAUGCCAAAGAUCACACGUAUAAUUUAAAAACUUGCUUUCUUUGAUAACAAAGAAUCCAAACUUGGAAAAAGGUGAUAAAUAUUGAAAGCAUGAUCAAUAGGGUUUUGAACACAAAACUAAUGGCAAUUGAUUCUACCAUAGAAAAUGACAAUCUUAUCAACAAAGAACGCAAAUUAUCUGCCUAUGAGGUUGAAGCAGAAAUUCGAAGAUCUAUGCUCCAAGUUGCACGCAAAUCCAUGUCUGAAGCACUUUCUUCUUCCAAAAUUCAAAAAAAGAAAAAAAGAUUAACUGAUAUUCCAAUUGCAAAAAAUAACAUUAAAAAUGUUGAUUCCAUUCAAGAGGAUGAGGCAUCCACUCAUUCCGAAUUGGAAGAAAAUCAACAACUAUUACAAGAAAAACCUACAAAGAUCGAAUGUGAUCCAUUGCAAAGAUUACAUCUAAUUGGUUUUUUUAAAGGUCUUCUUGAUCGUAUCUCACUCCUUAUGCAACUUCCUGGUGCUCUAAAGAUUGCAGAUAGCCAAAUCGACAUUCAGCAUCUUCCUGAAGGGAAAAAAAUCUUGGAAGCAAAAAAUAAAAUUCUUGCGGCUGCUAAUUUAAUUAAGUAUACAUUACCACAUCCUAUUGCAGUAUCAAAAUUUCAAAUUGAAGCAAAAUGGCUUAAGUCCAUUUUUGAAAAGGCCUUAGAUGAGGUGGAGAAAAAUUCUUCAUUUGAAGUCAUAAACAAGACUGUGGAAGACAAUGAGAAAAGGGAGAAUGAGCUAUUGCAAGCCAUAGAGGCUAUCAAAGAUUUGAAAUGGAAGACAGAAGUUACAAAAUAUGUCAUGAAAGCUGAAGCAGAGGCUCAUGUUCAGAAUAAAUUAGAAUGGGCCAAAAAUUUGACUACACAUAAGAAGGAACUCACAGAAAUGCGCAAAGAGCAAAGAAUUGCUUACAAAUUCAAGGCGGAGCAAGCAUUAGCAACCGCAGACAUUGCACGACGUGAUCGUGAGAUAAAGCUCACCAAAGCUCAAGCAACAAACUCUCAAUUAAAUUCCAACUUAGAAAGAGAGAAGAAAGUGCACACAGCAAUUGUGGAUUACAUGGGGAAACAAAACACUUUGUUGCGUGAAGAAGUCAUUAAUCUCACAGCAAGCCUUGAGAAUGAUACCCAAUGCAUGAUAUGGGCCAUUGAACACAUUAAUGCACAAAUUAAAAUGAAGAAAGCCCAAAUUGCCAACAUAGAGCCCAAGUAUUUUAAAGAGAUUGAAAUUAUAGCAAAGGCCAAAGCAGAUGCUAAUAAAAGACAUGAGGAAUGGUAUGCAAACCAAGGAUACAAUGAACUAAGUUUGAAGGCAGCAUUUAAGAUUCAAAAGAUAUGGAGGGGGUAUCUUGUUCGCCGCAUUUGGCGCAAAGCUCUUAAGAAACUGCGCAAAAAGAGGUUAGCUGCAGCAAAAGGAAGUAAGAAGAAUCAGGCGAAGAAGACCAAAUAAUAAUAAUAAUAAUAGUAAUAGAAUGAAGACAAGCAAUUGCAUUUGCUAUGUCUAUGUCAUUGUUUGAGGAUUUUCCACUUGAUAUGAAAGAGUAAUCUUUUCCGAAGACAUCAAAAGAUGGGGUAUUUUUUGAGGGGCUUUUUUUAUCAGAAAAAUAUUGGUGGUAAAAAAAAUGACAUUUGGAUUUCAUUAAGUUGAUUAUCUUGAAAAAAUCACACUAUUUAAGAAAAAAAUAAAUUAAAGAUUUAAGUUAAAAAUAAAAAGGUGUUAUAAUUUUAAAUUUUUAUAUACUUGCAUAUUAAUCAAAGGAAUUUUUUCACAUAUUCUAUUUCUAAAAACUAGAUGAAAAGGAAAAGAUAAUUCUUAUGUGCAUGUGUGAAUUAAAAAUAUUGUUAAUUCAAAUUUGGAUGGUUGCAUAAGAAGUAGAAACAUUUUGAUGACAACAGGCGAGUGAAUGUGAUGAAACUUAAAUCAAAAUAAAUUAUUAAAAAGUUGAUAAGUUGGUAUUUAUUCUUAUUCUUGCAUUCAUUAAGAUAUGUUAUUAUCAAUAAAAUUAUACCAUGUAAUUAAAAGGAGUAAAGAAACUAUUUUUUAUUAUUAUAAUCAUCAAAUCAAAAAGUGAUAUUAUUUAUGUAUUUCCAAAUCUUCUUUUUUGUAUAUGUAUAUACACUCACAUCAUAAAACAUUGAAGCAUUUAUCAAAAAUAUUAGUACCUAACAAUUGUAAAAUG
Molecule: messenger RNA, 2557 nt
Organism: Physcomitrium patens
Lineage: Eukaryota; Viridiplantae; Streptophyta; Bryopsida; Funariales; Funariaceae
Source: RefSeq, a predicted model, not a curated record